This is a messenger RNA of Mesorhabditis belari, 765 nucleotides long. The record is from the annotation of a GenBank genome assembly. Lineage: Eukaryota; Metazoa; Nematoda; Chromadorea; Rhabditida; Rhabditidae.
AUGGUUGAGGGCAAAGAAAUUAAUGGCACCUUUACUAUCAGCUCGGGAUAUCUUCCGCUGAUCAAACACUACGAAACCCUUCUGGCAGAGGUUGACCGAAAUCAUCUCGAGCUUGGAGCUUGCUCUUCCACGUCAACAGAAAUUGAUGGGCUCGCGGAACUACUAAAGAAGUUGACGACUUUGGAAGCGACAAUUUUGGCUCAAAGGCAAGAACGCGAACUACUUUUGGAUCAGCAAGAAAAAGUCAAGGAGAGCGUAAAGCAACUGCUUGAGAAGAGAGGUGUGCGUUUUGCAGCACAGCAACCGGAAUUGAACAAGUUGGCGGCCGUUUCACUGGUACAAGAAAACAAAACAAAUGCUCUCCAACAAGCCACGCUAAACUCUGAGGUAGCCGACCGAUUAGACGGUUUUCUCCUAUCCGAGCAGGAUAUUGCCGCAAUUCCAACGUACAUUCGUCAGCGUUUAACUGUCACGGAAUGCAAUGAAGUCCUUACUACAAUCGACAAACUGCUCAUCGAAAAAGCCAAGCUUUUCAAACGAAGUUACAUCAAGUUGGCUAUCCACGAAAAGGCUAAAGCCGACGAAUGGCGGAAAGUGGAAUGCGCCAAACUGAAAGGGCAAGCCUAUGUGACUGAAAAGCAACUUCGUGCAUCUUUAACGGGCAAGGGUAAACUGGCUCUCAAAACGGCGAUUCCAAGUCUUCGACAUCUUGGACGCAUCAAGCAGCUGAGAGAGAACGGAAACGAGUACUACGUCAAACUUUGG